Messenger RNA from Stylonychia lemnae, 3228 nucleotides. NCBI's taxonomy places the organism in Eukaryota, Ciliophora, Spirotrichea, Sporadotrichida, Oxytrichidae. The record is from the annotation of a GenBank genome assembly.
AUGAAUUUUUUUGGAAAUAAUGGGCCAAAACCUAAAGAUCAAGAUGUAAAAUCAUUGAUAGAUCUAGGUUUCAAAAAAGAGCAAGUCCUAAUUGCUUUAAAAACAACUAAAAAUGAUGUAUAAGAAGCAGCAAAUUUUCUAUUCUAGCAAAGUAAUAAAGAUAGCUCUGAAAACAUCUCAAACAGUCAGAGAGCAAAUCAGUAGAAAAAUCCGAAUGGGCAAUCUAAAUCAUAAAAUAUGUUUGAUGUAAAGUUUAAUAAUUCAUAUUACUAGGAGGAGGAGUACUUAAUGGCAUAAGUUAAAAGAGAUAGCCUUGAGCAGGCAAAAUUAGAAGAGAUGCGGUAUCAGAACAAUUAACUUAACUAGGAGCUGAUCAAAUUUGAGCCUCUUAAUCCCGAUUAAAGAGAAAGAAUUGGAACAGAACCAGUAGGCUUGAAAAACAUUGGAAACAGUAUGCUUUAAUAUUUCUUUACUUGUUUUUUAGCAUGCUAUUUCAAUUCUUUGAUCUAAGCAUAUUACUACAUACCAGAUUUUGCUUAGAAAAUAUUGAUCUCCGAAAAAUUCAUUAGUGACAAGCUAUCUUCAAGCAAUCUUUAGCGGCAGAAAGCUUGCGAUGUAUCAGCAAGAUAACUAGCCAUCUUAUUUACAAAGAUGGCAUUGACUAGAUAAAAAUAUAGUGAGCCGAGUGAUGUAUUGAAAUCGCUUGUUGAUGAUUUUGGUCAAUAAAUACAAUUGGGGGAGCAAAAAGAUAUCGGUGAGUUUAAUCUAAACUUUUUGGAAAGAAUUGAAGAAGGAUUAGGAGAGAGAUUAUAUGCGAAAAACAUUAUUGAAGAUCGCAAGGAUGAAAAAGCACAAAACUAAGAAGAUAAACUGAAUGGACUUGAUCCUUUAAAUCGAAAAUCAAGCAUAGCUGAUGAUACAACAGAAGUUGACUCAAUUCAGGAUUAUGCUGAUCUUGAUUAGCUUGACCAAGAAAUGCUUAAAAUCCGCAAUUCUGAGAGGAAAGAUACAGAUCUUUUGCUUAAAUCAGAGGUCCUUUCAGAUCAUUAAGACUUCCUAGUUAAUAAUUGCAGAAAAACUAUCUAUGAGAUGUUCUUUGGAAAGAUAAAAAGCAUUGUAAAGGUCCAUGCUGAUGACCAGACUAAGACAAUUACAGAAAAGAACGAGAAAAUGGGUCCUAUAAUGAUAGAUGUAGAUAAUUAUUCAAACUUGUAUGAGGCCUGGAAUGCCUGCCACAUUGAGUAAAUUGAUGAUUUCAAUUGUGAUGAAGUUUUCUUUGAAACUCCAAAGGAAAAGCCUAGAUGUAUUAAAGAAACUUGGAUCCAUGAUAUACCUCAGGUACUAAUGUUCACUCUUAAGAGAGUGAACUAUGACUAUAAGAAGCAGUAACUUAUCAAGAAUAACAAAAAGUUCGAAUUUGAGCAGACAAUUUAUGCGGAUAAGUUCUUACUUAAAAAUAAGGAGAAGGAUAAGAAUCUUAAUUAGAAAGUUGAUAAACUUUAUAGCUUGUAAAAACAGAUCAAAGAUUAGAUUUAAUCUCUUAAAAAUAAUAAUUCAGGAUUAGGACUGUUCGAAAUUUUAGAAAUAUCCAAGAACUAUAUUCAAGCUUAGUCAGAGAAGGAAAAGUCCAAAGAGAAAUUGGAAGAGUUUAAGAUGGAAAUAAUAAACUAAGAUGAUGUCAAUGAUGAUCAUAGUGAUACUAAAAUUGCACAGGUUUACGAAAACAAUAGCCCUCUACAUUAAAGCUUGAAAGAUAUAGAAAUAGCAGUUAAUGUAUUGAGCUUGUAUUAGAAUAAAAUCUAGCAACAAAUUUCUAAGUUAGAGGAUGAUUAAAAGCUUGUUGAUGAGUAAAUAUAACUAUAACAAAAGAGCUUACAGCAAGAAUCUUUCCAUCUGCAUGCUAUUCUUAUACACUAAGGGAAUGGAGAUGGAGGGCAUUAUUAUGCUUUUAUAAAGGACAGGAAAACUGAGAAAUGGUAUAGAUUUAAUGAUUAUAAAGUCUCUGAAGAGACUGAGGAAAAAGUAAUGCAAGAGAGUUUUGGUAAUGAAAAUGAAAAGACAAGUGCUUAUGGUCUCAUUUAUGUUGAUAGGCAACUUGCGAGAAAUAUGGAUAGGACUGAUAUGCAUGAUUACAAUAAAUAACUCCAAACUUAAAUAAGUUCAGAUUUAACAUAGAGCGUUAUGUAUCAAAACUAAAUCUUUGAGAAGUAGUUGGAGUAGUCAAAGAUUGUUUCAAUUAUCGCUAAGAUUAAAGAGAUGUACUCCCAAAGGAUGGACAAAAUCACAUAGUUGGUAAAUACAAAUGAUCCUGCUUUAAAUGUAGAACUUAUUAACAUAAACUUGUAUCUAAUAAAAAAGGCUAACAAAGUUCAACUGGCAAAAUGGCUAACAUUGAACCAAAUCUUCAAAGAAUAUCAUCCAAAGAAAUUAGAUCUGGCUUAGAUAGACAAAAACGAUAUGAUCUACAGAAGUCUUGGCGUCUCAUUUGAACCUAUUCUAAAAAGUAUUAAUCCUCUAGUUAAUGAUGAACUUAAAAGAUAUCUUACUUCUUACAAGCUAUAAUCAGCAAAGGCUUGGAUGUUGAGAUAUGUUUUAAAAAAUCUAACUGAAAAAGGUUGGUAAUAAGCAAUUAAGAUUAUUAGAAACUACAAAGAUAAGUUUAUUAAGAAUCAGGUGUUGGUUGAAAGCGACUUCGAGACUUCGAUUUUGCUUGAUGUUAACAGAACUUUUAUGCUGUAUUGCUGUCAAUGCGUCAACCGACACUUGAUGCUGGGCAACUAUGAUAAAAUGCUUGAAUUCUUAAAGAUUGUUGUUAUUAAUUGUGUGCUAAUCAUAGACCCUAAGGACAAUCACUUUAAGCAAGCUGAAUAGUGUGCUCGAUAUGCAUUUGAGAAAGUGAAAAUGGUAGCUGACGAUUCUACUAUCGAGAAGUUUGAGCUAUUAUACCUAAUCUUAGAAGCAAAAGAUGAGAGUCUAAUUGAGCCAGAGUAUCUUACCACUGAAAUUCCAAAGGUAUAAUCAAUAAAUUAAUCAUUUGUAGGAAUUGGAAGUAUCAAGAUAUUUAAAGAGCUUUACUUCCAUGCAAUCAAGAUUCAUAACUAUAUUCUUAAAGAGAAAAGAUGCCUUACCAUAGAAGAAUGGACCAAAAGAGAUGAAGAAAUAGGAACAAAGAUAACUAAUCUUGUUAAGCCUGAACUUUAAGGAGGAGGAAAUAUAAAAGAUAAAUGA